Molecule: messenger RNA, 1948 nt
Organism: Linum trigynum
Lineage: Eukaryota; Viridiplantae; Streptophyta; Magnoliopsida; Malpighiales; Linaceae
Source: the annotation of a GenBank genome assembly
AAUCACAGGAAUUUGAUCAGGAAUCAUGCAAUUCUGAAUAAUGCCUCAAUUGAAUAUAUCAAAGUCAAUCAUCCACGGAAACGAGUUCAUACAACCAUUUCAAAUAUAUAUGACUAGGGUUCUUCAUACCCAGAUGAAAAGAGAGAUUACUUCAUGGACAGUAGAGAAAAUACAAGUCUUGAAGGAGAGGACAUCAUGUGAAGGAUGAGAUUCUGCUCCAUGCUAGAAAUCGGCACGCUCAGGGUGAAAUAUCGAGCUCCAAAUACCUUAUAUGACUUCAAUCUCUUCCCAAGGUUGUUCUUUGUCACUUUCUCUCUCUAGGGCUCUCUCUUGCUGUUACAAAACUUAGAAAACCGGAUAACUGGCCAAAAUCCCGAGUUUCAGCCACUACAAGCAUUUUAGGUUGUUUUGACAACAUGUUUUGUCAAAAAUCAAAAUAAGUCUAAGUUUAUUUUGACAGAAUAAGUUGUCACAUGAUAGACCGUUAGUUACACAUGUUUUCACCCCUGUUCUUACACCGUUUGAGAGGUGGUUUCUCGUGUUUUAGACCGAUUUCACGCUAGGUUGUGCUUGUUUGUGAUAUUUCAGGUCCUGGCAAGUGAAUGAAGGUUUAGGAGCGAGUUCGGGGUGGAUUGGGUGAAGAUCGGGCGCGAGACAAGUCACAAGGGAGGUCACACGGGCUGCCCUGAAACUCGCACGGCCGUGUGAAGUAAUGGCCUGGCCGUGCGAGUUUUGCCGAGAGCACACACGGGCAGAGCAGAGGAUCGACACGGCCGUGCAAGUGGCCGGGUUGGCCGUGCCACAUUCUGCGAGAGCAAACACGGGCAAGAGGGGAUGUCCACACGGCCGUGCCAUUCUGGCCGUGCAAAGAGCCUGGAAUUCGAACUAAAUGAAACGAUGCGUUUUGACUCACACGGGCAACUGGGUGAGCUGCACGGCCGUGCCACCCUGGCCGUGUGAGUCGGGAUUUUCUCCUUUUAAGCAGAAUUUCAGCCACAAUUCGGGGGGAUUCGGGUUUUUGAGAAAGAUAGCGAUUUCUAGAGAGAGAAAGCAACGAACAAGAGUCUCCAAGUGCCCUAGAUUGAUCUUCAACACCAUUGGAGGCCAUUUGGAGCUUGGAGAAGUGCCAAUCAACGUCCAGAAGCAGGAAUCCAUCCUUCGCAGUAUGAAUUCCGUGUCUGAUUCUGCUUUUGCUUUCUUCUCUAUGGAGUAGUUCUCCCAUUCAUCUGGGUAUGGAGAACCCUAGAUUUGUAUGUUAGGCUUUGAUUGUAUGAACCCAAGUACUGAUUCUGUGAUUGAUUAUAUUCGAUUGAGGUUUUAAUGAUUGAAUGACUUGAAUCCUGAUCAAAUUCCUGUUGUUUCUGCUUUAACCUAGAAUGAGAAUAUCUGACUAGGUUAAUAGAGUAUCCUUGAUUGAAGGUAGAGAGUUGGUGACUUUAGUCGAGGAACCAACUCACUAUUCUGUACCGGAUUUACUCCGGUAGUGGAGGUUUUGUUCUUAGGGCCUCAAUCUGUCUACUCCGGUGGAGGUUAGUCGCCCGCUAGAGAUUCAGAUUGAGAGGGUCUGAAGACCUUUAGUCGAGACUUCAGGCUGUUUAAGAACCUUCCGCAGUAUAACUUUCAUAGAAACUGAACUUGGUAAUUACAAUCCGGCUUAACUGCAGUCUAGGGGGAACCAUAUCCAGGUGACCUCUCUCAACCUGAAUACAACAGUUUACUUGCUUUGUUUGUUUGGUAGUUUAGACUUGCAUUCCAGUUUCAUUGCUAGAUAACAAGAAUUCACUGAGUAGUCAUCACAUCUAGGACCCGGGUUGACAAUUAAACCUAAACCCGCUAUACUACGCUUUAGGAAGUGGUUGCACUUGGCCAAUUCCUGGAGUGACAGCAGAGUCGAGUCAUCACACUUUUAGUCAAAACUACCUCAUCGGAAUAAAUAAGUCUUAAAUAA